Messenger RNA from Chilo suppressalis (striped riceborer), 2462 nucleotides. The record is from the annotation of a GenBank genome assembly. Lineage: Eukaryota; Metazoa; Arthropoda; Insecta; Lepidoptera; Crambidae.
GACACUUGCAACACCAGGUGUAUCGCGAUGCCGGCCUUUAAGGAAGGAGUACGCUUUUUUUUUAAAGGUUCUUGGGUCGUAUUGGAAUUAUUGUUAUUAUUGGUAUUACUCUUCACAAUAUCCAUUAAGAAUAUACUAGAGUAGAAUUCUAUUAUUUUAUAAUUCAACAGUAUUUUAUUACUUUAAUAGAAGGCCCACCGCAUUCUAUGAAAAAGCGCAAUAAAGAAUUUUGCUACGCUUGAUAAGGUCAAUAUAUCAGUGGUAAUGACUCGUACCGGUAAAAUGACCCCUUUGAGUGGAAAGGCGAACAGUGGCCAUUUGUCUUUUUAGGGUAACCAUGGUUUUGCUGCUAGGUGGUCUCUAUUUCAUACGUUCCGUUAAGCUUAACAGUAACUUCAGCAAUAAAAUUGCACAUUGUAAAAAAAAUGCCAUAAAGAAAGUAACCACUCAGUUCAUAAGUGUGCUAGUGCUAAGAAAUAUUUAUUGAAGAUUUAAUUAUAUAUUUAAAUAUUUAUGAUUAUAAUUAAACAUAAAACAUUUUUAUUUAUUUGUAUAUAUUGCUAUUAAGUUGUACGAGUUUAGGGUUCUCCGGUAUCGUCAGAAGAAUUAAAAAGAAUAAUGUCAUUUACAACUGACAGUUAUUAUGGUAACAAACAGUUUUGGCUGGUUUGUUUUUAUCAUAAUUUUGCUAUUUUGUUGUUCACUUUUAAAAGGUUUGGUAUAACAUACACUUACAUUAAUCGAUAACAAGUUGAACUAAACAAGACAUGAAGAAGAGCUUACAUUGAAAAAUUAAUUCAAAUCUGUUUCAUAAAUAACCUAAUCCUGAUUGUUUUCAAAGAAACUUUAUAAUAAAAUUUUCUUUCACUUAUUUAAAAUGCCUAAAGUGGUAUCAAGAAGUAUAGUAUGUUCAGAUACUAAAGACCAAGAAGAAUACAAUGAGACCAAACCUCUUCAUAUUUACUACUGUAUAUGUGGUCAAAUGACCCUCAUUUUGGAUUGUACAAUAGAUCGUCUUCCAUUGAGGCCCACUGAUGGAGCUCGAGUCAUCGACGGGUCAAAACAUGCACACAAAAUAACUUCAGAUCCCGACGAAACUGUUUAUUUGAAGAGGGAGAAAGGAAUUGAAAGACAACACAGAUUGAAAUGUAAGAAAUGUGCUGUACCAUUAUAUUACAAACAUGAUCAAGAAACAAACAUUGUAUUUAUAAUGCGAGGAGCUUUAGUGCAAUCUGCUGGUGAAGGUGGUGUUACAGAUAUUUAUAAGCAGGUGGCACUAGCUCAACCUAAGAAGAUUAUGGUUACUAAACACACGAAGAACAUGGGUAAAUUCAGUUCAGUAACUGUGUCUACGAUAGACGAAGAAGAGGAUGAGAUUGAGGCGAGAGAAGUGGCAGACAGUUAUGCUAACAAUGCUAGGAUUAUUGAGAAACAGUUGGAACGCAAAGGCAUGAACAAGAGACAAGCUGAGACUCCAGCUCAGACUUUAGAGAAAAGGCCUAGAGGCACUCUGAUUGAUAAAUAGGUUCACAUAUUAUAUAGCUGCACUGUUGUAUUUAGAUUUAAAUUUACCAGUUUCAUUAUUAUCUGAUUUGAUUAUAAUUUAGUGUAUAAUAUGUACAAUUGAACCAAGUGAUUCCUGACCCACUUGCCCGGAUUGUUUAAAAAUUUCAAAAAAAAGGAAAAGUUUGUCUUUAUAGAGAAUGUGUAAUUGCAUUUCUGACCUUCUAAUAACAAGGAAACUGUGUAAACAUGUCUACUGUGUAAAAACAAAGAUUUUUGAAUAUGAAUUUUAUUUUCAAUGCAAUAGAUCAUGAUAUAGAUAAAAUUAGAAUAGAAGUUGAAUUUCAAAAUCACUUUAAACUUGAAACUCUUUCAACAAAACAUUGGUAAAUUAAUGGGGUAUUCCUUAGUCCUUAGGCAAAACUACAAAUAAUUUAAUGUCAAAAUUAUGUCACAGGAAGGUGGCGGAAAUGAUUGUUCAGAAAAUAACAAGUUUGUUUCCAGGAAUACAUGAAAACAAAAAUCUACCUUAUUGCUUUGAAAUGGUUGAAACAAAAUAAGCUUAUAGUGGGUCAGGAUUCAAAUUGUCUCACUGUACAUCACUGCUGCAUUACAUCAUGGCAUUUUAAUUUUAGUACAAUAAAGCCUCAUUCUGCUGUUAAUGAAUUGUUAUUAAUGUUAAUUAUUUGUUUAAAAAACAUAAUAGAAAUAAUGGGACAUCUAAUUGAAUACCCAUACAGAAACAUUGAUAAAAAAAAUGGGUGCGUGUACUUAUGUAGGCGCGUGAGAAGUUAUCCUUCUUUGGCAUCGUUUAAAAUUAGUUUUUGAUUACAUGCAAAUAAUUAAUUACAAUAAAUUAAUAAAAAGUCUGGAAAAGGACACAGUCAAUAAAGUUCAGUUUUAAUUUGAAAAAAUAAAUAAAUAAUCAAAAUAUUCAAUUAAAAUCGCUACUGAAUAUA